Messenger RNA from Heterocephalus glaber (naked mole-rat), 1024 nucleotides. Lineage: Eukaryota; Metazoa; Chordata; Mammalia; Rodentia; Bathyergidae. The record is from RefSeq and is a predicted model, not a curated record.
GCUGGGCAGAGGACUGCAUGGUGAGGACGGCGCUGGCAGGCAUGCAGCGCCCCCUGAGGGAGCCCCCCUGAAUGGGACUUCCUGGACAGCUGCCCCAUCCAUGCAGACUCCCUCCUGGACCCCUCUGGGGCCUGCAUUCCCGCCCUGCAGGAGGGGAUGGUGCGAAGAUGUGGAUCCACAGCAGUGCAAGAGAAGCCCAGGAGCGUCAUAGACACCGGGCAGCACAGCGCUGCAGAGGUAAAGCCUGAGAAGAGGUGGGCGGGACAGAUGCCCACUGUCCCCGACGUCUCAGAUCGUUACAGAGCAGUGGCCCUGUGCCCUUGAGUGUAGCACGCACAGACACCAGACUCUGUCCUCAUGCAGCUGACAGUGGGGACGGGUGGGCAGACGGUAUGUUGGGCUGCCCUGGACAAGGCAGAGGCGGUCGCACCACAGAGCACAGAGCCUCCUGUUAGGCUCUUGGGCUGCCUGGGCCAGCACUGCCCCACUGGGCAUGGAGAGGGUGGGGCUGGAGCACACGCAGCCGGGCCAGGAGGCCUACCUGUCCAUCUCUGCAUGUUCCCUGGGCAGGCAGCAUGGGAGGAAAGGCCAGGCCUCACACUCUGCCUCCUACCUGCCUUUCCGGUCCUCCUUUUUGGUCCUCCACUUCUUGGUGGAGCUGCACUCCCAGCUGAACUCCUGGCCCAGGUGGAGCAAGCUGAGCCCACUAAGGCACAGCCCACGGGACCAGCUCCAGCCCCAGCUGAAGUCCCAUGUGCAGAGCCCAAGCCAGCUCCACCUGCAGCUUCCUGCCCAGUGCUGGGACCACAGCCAGAGUCCGUGGCAGCCCCUUCACCUGCUGCAGUGCUGGGGUACCCGGUGGUUGCACGGUGGUCAGUGUCACCUCCUGAGCUCCGCCUGGGGCCAGCUCCUGGCCCCCUCCCACUGUUCCCCUCACUUAUGCUGGCUCUUGUUUUGGUAUUUACAAUUGCCCUUAUUUCUUGGAUUUAUAUAAAUAAUAGAACUAGCUUUUAAUAAAACUUAA